CUGGUGCACAGUGCCUCCUUCUGUCUAUGCCAUGAACAUAUAAACUGAAGUCCCAAGGAGAGGGAAGAGGAGCCAAGGCAAGUUUCUUGAUGGAGAAUGAUAGAGUUAGAAGAGUCCCCAAGUAAACAUCCAGCAAUGUCUGACAGCACAAAAAGAUCACUCAGCACAAGAGACUGCGAACCGGAGUGAGGGAUGUAAAGAAGGAAGGAAAGCUGCCAGGAGCUUCAGCCAGCUCGGGAGACCCUCCUCUCUGUGGAGGGGAGGGGGGAUUUCCAGCGACACAUCAUUGGCGAGAGGGACCUUUGCAAGAGAGGAGUCCUCUGAGGGAGCAGGGUAUCCCCCUGUGGCACAGGAGCCAGAGCUGCUGGCUGAGCGGAGCUGGGUCUGUGGGAGCUAGCUGAUGUGGCCAUGCCUGUUCCAGAGGAAUCCUGCUUCAGGUGAUCUCCUUUCUAAAGACCCCAGCUCUGUGGCUCUGUCCAGUUCAAAAUGGCAGAAAAGGCACCACCUGGCUUGAACAGAAAGACAUCCAGAUCAACACUUUCUCUUCCUCCAGAACCUGUGGACAUUAUCCGAAGCAAAACAUGCUCUCGGAGAGUUAAGAUCAAUGUAGGGGGCCUUAACCACGAAGUCCUGUGGAGAACUCUGGACAGGCUCCCCAGGACGCGCCUGGGAAAGCUCCGAGACUGUAACACGCACGAGAGUCUCCUGGAGGUGUGCGAUGACUACAACCUUAAUGAGAAUGAGUAUUUUUUCGACCGACAUCCUGGAGCCUUCACAUCUAUUCUAAACUUCUACCGGACAGGGAAGCUCCACAUGAUGGAAGAAAUGUGUGCGCUCUCUUUUGGCCAAGAGCUUGAUUAUUGGGGCAUUGAUGAGAUCUACCUAGAGUCCUGCUGCCAAGCCAGAUACCAUCAGAAGAAAGAGCAGAUGAACGAAGAACUGAGGAGGGAGGCAGAGACCAUGCGUGAACGCGAGGGUGAGGAGUUUGAUAACACCUGCUGCCCGGAGAAAAGGAAGAAACUUUGGGACUUGUUGGAGAAACCUAACUCGUCAGUGGCUGCAAAGAUCCUGGCUAUCGUGUCCAUACUGUUCAUCGUUCUUUCCACCAUUGCUCUGUCUCUCAACACACUUCCGGAGCUGCAAGAAAAUGAUGAAUUUGGGCAACCUAGUGACAACCGGAAGUUGGCGCAUGUAGAGGCUGUGUGUAUUGCUUGGUUUACCAUGGAGUACCUUUUACGAUUCCUGUCCUCACCGAAUAAAUGGAAAUUCUUUAAAGGCCCACUGAAUGUCAUUGACCUCCUAGCCAUCUUGCCAUAUUAUGUAACCAUCUUCCUCACCGAGUCUAACAAAAGUGUGUUGCAGUUCCAGAAUGUGAGACGCGUGGUCCAGAUCUUCCGAAUCAUGCGCAUCCUCAGGAUCCUGAAACUUGCCAGACACUCAACAGGUCUGCAGUCUCUGGGCUUCACACUCAGGCGGAGUUACAAUGAGUUGGGUUUAUUAAUAUUAUUUCUGGCCAUGGGGAUAAUGAUAUUUUCCAGCUUGGUGUUUUUUGCUGAGAAAGAUGAAGAUGCUACCAAAUUCACCAGUAUCCCUGCAUCAUUUUGGUGGGCUACCAUCACCAUGACCACUGUGGGCUAUGGUGACAUUUACCCUAAAACACUGUUAGGGAAAAUUGUGGGUGGCCUCUGCUGCAUUGCAGGAGUCCUGGUUAUUGCCCUUCCCAUACCCAUCAUUGUCAACAAUUUCUCUGAAUUCUAUAAGGAGCAAAAACGCCAGGAGAAAGCUAUUAAAAGGAGAGAGGCUCUUGAAAGAGCCAAAAGAAAUGGCAGCAUCGUUUCUAUGAACUUAAAGGAUGCCUUUGCUAGAAGUAUGGAACUGAUAGAUGUGGCUGUGGAGAAGGCUGGAGAGCCAGCCAAUACCAAGGACUCAGUGGAUGAUAAUCACCUGUCUCCAAGCCGGUGGAAGUGGGCCAGGAAGGCACUGUCGGAAACAAGUUCCAACAAGUCUUACGAGAAUAAGUACCAGGAGGUUAGCCAAAAAGACUCCCACGAACAGCUGAACAACACUUCUUCCUCCAGCCCACAGCAUCUGAGUGCCCAGAAGCUGGAGAUGCUAUACAAUGAAAUCACCAAGACACAGCCUCAUUCCCACCCGAACCCAGACUGCCAAGAGCAGCCUGAGAGGCCAUCUGCAUAUGAGGAGGAGAUAGAAAUGGAAGAGGUGGUCUGCCCACAGGAGCAGCUGGCUGUGGCACAGACUGAGGUCAUCGUGGACAUGAAGAGCACCUCCAGCAUUGACAGCUUCACCAGCUGUGCCACUGACUUCACAGAAACUGAGAGAUCACCCCUGCCACCACCCUCUGCCUCUCAUUUGCAGAUGAAGUUCCCCACAGACCUCCCAGGAACAGAUGAGCACCAAAGAGCCAGGGCACCUCCAUUCCUUACACUAAGCAGAGAUAAGGGACCUGCUGCCAGGGAGACUGCAAUGGAUUAUACCCCAAUUGAUAUAACUGUGAACCUUGAUGCUGGGGCUUCCCAUGCUCCUUUGCAACCUGACAGCUCCAGCGACAGCCCUAAGAGCUCUCUGAAAGGGAGCAAUCCCCUCAAGUCCAGAUCCCUCAAAGUGAACUUUCAGGAAAACAGAGCCAGUGCACCACAGACCUCACCCAGCACAGCCAGGCCACUGCCAGUAAUCACAGCUGACUUUCCGCUCAUCACUGCCCAGCACAUGAGUACCAUCCUUCUAGAAGAAGCCCUCCCCCAGGGACAGAGACCCUUGCCGGGAGCUGAUGUUUCAGCACACUACCAGGGACCAUCCCCACGAUUUCCCAAGCAAAAACUGUUUCCUUUUUCUUCUAGAGAAAGGAGGAGCUUCACUGAAAUAGAUACUGGAGAAGACGAAGACUUCUUGGAGCUCCAAAAGUCAGGAGCAGACAACCAAGCAGACCCCAGCCCCAACUGCUCAGUAGAUGAGCCUAGCGAUGCCAGAGACCCUUUAAGAGAGGCAGGCUGUGUGGGCUCCUCCUCUCCUCAGAACACAGACCACAACUGUAGGCAACACACUUACCAGGCUGUGGGUGAAGUCAAAAAGGACAGUAGUCAAGAAGGUUACAAGAUGGAGAACCACUUGUUUGCCCCAGAAAUUCAUUCCAACCCAGGAGACACAGGUUACUGUCCCACUCGUGAGACCAGCAUGUGACUAGUUAUAAAAGCAAUAAAAGAAAAAAAAAACUUGUUUCUUAAAAAUGCGAUUAAUAAUGCCGUGAACUGAAAUAUGAGAAACCCCUCCCCCAAUACCAGUGCAUAAAAUGUUAUUUUUGCAUGGCAUGAACAAUUUAGUUUAAGUACUGUUUAAAUAAAGAGUCAAGACUGCAUUUUGUAACAAACAAAACGGAGUCCUGAAUAGCGAGCAAAUAAAAAGUGCUCUCUAGGAACCAGUGCUCGGCCAUGUCUGACAUUUUUGCUCCUUUCAUUUCCAACAGUAGGCAGGUUUUGGAGUUUUAACUCUUACCUCCCAAUGAACUUUAGAAUUUGCACAUGAAAGGAGGAAAUGUUGUUGCAUGUGUCCAUACUUAUGGGGAGUAAGGUGCUUUCGGCUUGCAAAACUUUGCAUAACUUUGUAAAUAGGCCUGGAUGAAAGAGUGUCGCUUACGCGUGGACAGGCUGUUUCUGAGACUCGUACUUGCUUCACAGCUACUGCCUGGAGGAGCUGUCCAGACUUCCUGCUGCAAAAUUGUAACCUCUUCUUAACCCAUUUUGUGCAUCUUGCUUUGGAUUAUAAAGCUUCUAUGUUAGUUUAAAGGAGUACAGUAUUUUUAUUUAUUUAAGAUAUAAUUUGGAGGGUAUGUUUAUAUGUAUUUUCAUUUAUUUGGGAUACAAUUUACAGGGCACUUUUUUUCUUUUCUUUUCUUCUUUAGCUUAGUUGUUGCAAUUGUGAUAUUCUUAAAAAUCAUGGAAAUUAGUAAGAUUUAAUGACCAGAUAUUAUAUUUGGAAUUUAAGCUUGAACUUUUACCUAUAAACUAAAAAUCAUGCCAUAGACUAUUAUGGAAACAUAAACUAUUUCAGUUUACAUAAAGCUGAAAAUGUACAGAAGGUUCUAUUAUAAAAUAAAAUUUUUAAUUGGUAUUCCACAUUUGGAAAUCACCUUUAAAACAAUGUGUUUUGGCACUCCAAACAUGGCUGUUAUUUCUUUUGUUGUCCAACAUACAAGAGCUGUUAAAAUGAAGAUUCCAUAAAAUGACUUUUAAGAAACUAAAAGUAGAGCCCCUUCAGAGACAGAGCUGGUCUCAGCGUAAGUCACUGUGCUAGGAGCCCAGGUCUGGGCCACUAAAUCGUUUUCACACAGGUAGAGGCUUAGGAUGGCAGUCAAGGUGCAAAACAAGGUUCUUGCAGACUUAAACCCUUCUCGAGCACGGCCAGGACACUCAGUAACCGCAGCAGCCUGGAGGCUCUCUCAGGUUUCCAAGCCUGGAACCCCUAAAAGAACACUUUCCUUGCUGAAAGUCAUCUUACCGAGAACACCAAGUCCACAGGCACUGGGCACUGGACGUCACCCUGUUCACCGGACCCAUCUUGCUUUGUGGAAAUCAAGGCUCCGGCUACUGAUGAGCAGCUACCAGCUGUGCAGUCUCCAAAAUGACUCCAACCUCUUGGGAUCUCACUUACAUCCAAAUAAAAAAAGUCUAAAUUAUUUCUAAGCCCAUUUAAAAUCCCAAAUUACUGAUUUCUUAGUUUUUCCCGGCAAUGCUCAGGUUUUGCGGUAGCAAAAUGUAUUUCGUGCAUGUGUGUAUAUAGUUCAGGGAAAUGGAGAAACUGCCGGCACAAACUACAAAGUACAUUGUUUAAGGGGGGAAAUCUAAAUUUGUUCUUUGUUUUUUAAAGGAAAAACAUUUAGAAAAAUAGCCCAAAUAUUUAGAAUCUAAUAUGUCUUGAAUAUUUCUUAAUUAACAGGAUCUGGUCAUUAAAUCUCAGAUAAGGAAACAAACUUUGAUUUUAAAAUUCAAGCAGUCCUGGUAUUAAGAAUAAUUCAAAAUAUUUCUUUUGUCCCAUUGUGCUUAGGAUUUCUUAAUGCGUUUUAUGUUUGUCUCAAAACAAAACCUUUAAGAGUUUAGUCACCUAUCAUUGAUAUUUAUAUUAUGCAUACUUCUUUUUGUGUCUAAAGACUAAGUGUUGAUCAGUUUUUGUAAAUCUAGAGUAUUUGAAUUUUCUAUAUAUAGUUUUACAAAGUUAAGCAGGUAUAACUAUUGUUAGAUGAAUAACAAAUAAGUUACAAAGAUCGUUUUCUCAUACAGCCUCCUGAAGCAGUUGUUUUCUAAGGUCUCCUACUGCUGAAUCUAUUUUUUUUAUUCAUCUGGUUUCAUAAGUGGACUUAUUGCCGUAUGGCCAGUGUCCCACGUCUCAUAUCUGUCAGGGCUUCUACUGAGAACCAUGUUCCACAAUGCUCAUGAUAGGGCCCUUACCCGGUCUCUGCUGUUUUCCUUGUAAGCAUUUUUUCUGAAGUCUCUCCCUUUCAUUCUCAGAGUUUGUUUGGAAGAUUGCUGUUUAUCUCAUUUUUAUAUUUUAAAGAAUUGUUUUUAAGUCCUUGGAAAUUUCAUCCUUUGAGUCUUUUUAGUUCCUCUGAGACAAAUGUCUUCAGGUAGGAGAAACAAAGGAACACUUUCUUCUAAGAAAUCUUCAACUGUGCUGGAUACAAGGAGGUAUCUCCCAGAAUGCAUCUGUGAGUCCUCUCUAAAUUUCAGCAAACAGCAUCAAACUCAGAGAAGAACGUGGAAGUAGAAAGACCUGGAUACAUCUGUCAAGCGAGUUCCUUUUGAAGUCUUUUAUGUUCUACACGCCCACUCUGCAACUUAGUCCAGGACAUAUCUGUUUCAGAAUUUUAAAAUGUUCUUUUAUAUUAUGUAUCAACUAGUAAAACUGACAGUCUUAUGACUUUAAAUACCUCUUUUGUGUCCCUUGGAAAACAUCACUCAAGUUUAGGAAGGACUGCCGGAAGGAGCUAUUGGAAGGUUGUGCUUCUAAGAGUUCAUUUCACCAUUAGCUAGCUCAGUGACCAGGGAUAAAUACAAAUGAAAAAGACUAUUUGAAUGGCCUUACAAGAUGUUGGCAUUACAAGAUGUCUUUAAUUUCAAAUAUAAGAGCAUAGAAACAGGUGUGCAUUGAGUGCUGGGAUACUGAUCAAUGGUAGAGGACCUGCCUAGCAUGCAUGAUACCCUGCUUAAUCCCCAGCACUGUAGUAGACAAAAGCAGGGUUGGGGGGAGGCGAGAGACCUACCUGUCUUAAGCAUACCAAGUGGAUCCCAGAAAUUGACCUAAUUGUUCUCUAAACGUUUCACUGGAAAUACCCUCACUCUGACACAGUCGACUGAUUUGAAGCAAUAUAUGAGCAAACAGUACCAUGAUGAGACCAGAUCUAAUAGCAAAAGAGAGUUGGUGCCCAGUUUCUGUUCCCAUAUUCUCUUGCUAACAUUCUUAUUCCUAUGCUGACCAUGGAAUUUUUACAAUUUAUUUUCUCUUGAAGUUAUAAAGGUUGGGGUGGGGAAGCUUAGGUAUGUUCUUUCUCAGCAGCCCUCAGAAUUAUCAGUAAAGAGAGAAGUCUGUUCUUUGUUCUGUUCCAUCAAGGUCACUGGUGAGUGGCCAACCCUGACCUCACACACACACACAAUCUGGCUCUAAUGUAUCACUAGAAAGGGUGUUCAAUGGCUAAAACCAUGUAAAUAGAAAGCAUAUUGAUAAUAUGAAGUUUUAUUUUAAAGUAGCAAAUCUGUGGAGUAGUAAGAGCUAUGAACCAAGUCAGGCACUUAAGUUUGCCAGUUGGGAAUUCUGGCCAUAGCAUACAUGUUCCUUCACUAAAGAGAAGGCUCUAAUAUUUGUGAUGGGAUGUGGCACACACAUGAGGCAGAAGGCUAUAGAAAGCCAUUUGAUCUUCCUAAACAAAAGCAGACAGAGCUAAAUCCAAUCCAGACUAAAACACGUCAUUUAAUGAAUGUCAUCACUAUUUUGCUGUUUACUCAAUCAACUCUAGAUAAGCAUCUCCCUCUUCCAUGCCAACCACACAAGGGUUCAGUACUCUACCCUGACUGGGAAGGGGUCAGCUCGUAGCCUCAUUGAAGCCUGCCUCCCUGAGAUUCUCGGCUGCACCACUGAUGGGAAGCCACGAGGACUCCUUCCUCCUGCAACUCUUGGCUGCACCACUGAUGGGAAGCCAUGAGGCCUCAUGCCACUUUUGGUUGCACCACUGAUGGGAAGCUGAAGAAACUUGUGGUUACUGCAAAAAGGCAGAAAAAAAUCACCCAGUGAUCUCAUCAGAGAGUCAUAGAACAUACAUAAAUUACCUUACUUUUCCAAAGAACUAUUUUUGUAAGAAAUAGAUGAACUGAAUAAAGCCUAAUUUAUAAUUAUGUUUGAUCAAGUUUAUUUUUCAUGCUUUAAAAGACAAACUGUUGAUCUGAUUACAUGAGGUCAUAAACUAUCUUUGUAAUCUGGUAAAUUAAAAGAUAAUAUUUUAUGGAUGGUAAUGAACCUUAGUGGUAGAGUACCUGUCUGCUUUAGGCCCCAAGACAAAAAAAAAUAUUUUAAUUAGAUGUAUUUCUUAUCAAAAUAGCUAAUAAUAAUCUGUCACAAGUAACUAGAGCAAAAUUUAAUACUAGUAGGAAAGGACUGAAAUUUUUACAUUAUGAAUAAAUUUUAAAACAGCAUUUUAGUGUUUCUCUUCCUGCAGUUUCUUGGCAACAUUACACAAAUAUAUCAUUAUACCCCACUCAAUCCUCUAAAUUCUUAAUGUUUAAAAGUCAGCAUUCAAAACUCCCUUGGUUUGGCUCAAAAAUUUAAUCACUAGGUCUAUGGAGAUUUGAAAGUAAAUUUGGUUAUUUUGCCACUGCAAUGCCUUCCUCAAAGUAACAAAUAGAUAAAUAGAAGACAGAUAGAUAGAUAGAUGAUAGAUAGAUAGAUAGAUAGAUAGAUAGAUAGAUAGAUAGAGAACAGAGAAAAGAGAAAUGGGUUUGGUGGUACAUGCUCUAUCCUAGCACUUGGAAGGUUGAGACAGGAGGACCCCAAGUCUAAACACAGCAUGUCACUGCAUAGUGAAUUUCAGAUUAUCUCAGUUACAUAGUAAGACUCUCUCCCAAAAAAAAGAGGAGGAGAAGGGAGAGGAGGAGGAGGAGGAGUGAAAGGAGAGAAAGAGCAGCAGCAGCAGCCUGACAUAAUGGUAUACACUGGAGUCCCUACACUCAGGAGGCAGAGGUAGGUUAAUUUUGAGGUCAAGGCCAGCCUAGUCUAUAUAUGAAGUUCCAGUCCAUGAAGAGAUGCACAGUAUGACACUGUCUUUAAAGAAAGAGAGAGAAAAAGAGAGUGGGGAGGGAGAGGGAGAGAAAAGAAAGGAAAUAAAAGAAACUCUAAGAUGUACAGAAAUGAAAAUGUUCAAUUGCAGCUGGGCAGCAAUCCUCCCAUGCUUUCAACAGCCAUGUCCUCCACUUGCCUUUGUAAAAUACAAUCCAAGAAUCCUUCUUUACCACCAUCAUUAACAUGCAUUACCUUCCUCAGUAACUCUAAAGGGUAUUAUAUAUAUAGUAUAUAAUAUAUAUAUUAUAUGUAUAUAAACACACAUACAUUUCAAAGCCAGCAAAAGACAAAAAUAUAAAAGAAGAUUGCUAAAUGUAAGUAAUUGGUAUUCUUAUUUGGUAGAUAUACCUUUAUACAUGUUAUACUUAUAAAAAUAUACAUGUAUAAAGUUUAAAUACUUAGAAGAUAUGAUACAUGAAGAAUAAAAUCAGAAGUUACUUCUUACCAUCAAACUAUUCUAGAUUGUUCUGUUGAUACAUAACAAAACUUUCCUGAGCACCUAUAGUUUGCUUGAAGAUAACACAUACAGUCACUUAGUCCAGUUUACAGCCUAGCAGAUGUUUUUUACUUAAAUGAUUAUGUUCCCAUAUGAAUCCAGUUUCACAGAGUAUGCUAGAAA
Messenger RNA from Mastomys coucha (southern multimammate mouse), 8956 nucleotides. It is a transcript of the gene Kcnb2, whose product is annotated as potassium voltage-gated channel subfamily B member 2. NCBI's taxonomy places the organism in Eukaryota, Metazoa, Chordata, Mammalia, Rodentia, Muridae. Gene Ontology annotation, cellular component: membrane; voltage-gated potassium channel complex. The record is from RefSeq and is a predicted model, not a curated record. Gene Ontology annotation, molecular function: delayed rectifier potassium channel activity; protein binding. Gene Ontology annotation, biological process: potassium ion transmembrane transport; protein homooligomerization. The coding region runs from base 487 to 3198 and encodes 903 amino acids. The transcript is spliced from 5 exons.